Messenger RNA from Aegilops tauschii subsp. strangulata, 2132 nucleotides. NCBI's taxonomy places the organism in Eukaryota, Viridiplantae, Streptophyta, Magnoliopsida, Poales, Poaceae. The record is from RefSeq and is a predicted model, not a curated record.
CUUUUUAAGGGGAAAGGCAGAUAGAUAUUUUUGAGCGGACAGAAACAGCUCAACAACUCCCUCCUCCGUCUGUCUAUCUCUGUCACUCUCCUGUCUCCUCCUCUCCGGUGUAGGAGGAGGCGAGGCCAGAAGCGAGGAGGAGCAGCCGGAGAUAGGAUGGCGAUGGCCAUGGAAGGCUCGCUCGACUUGCCUGUAUCUUCUCCACCACCAUACUUUUGCAGAGCCUGGCAUGGCCCUGCAGCAAUGGAGAGAGAGGCUUCUCCUACCCCCAGUCUCCAAAGGUCCCCUCCAUUGUCAGCGAGAGGUACAGGACUGCCUACCACUUCCAGCCUCCAAGGAACUGGAUGAACGAUCCAUGUGGACCAAUGUACUACAAUGGCGUCUACCAUGAAUUCUACCAGUAUAACCCCGAUGGCGCCUUUGACCCCAAUGACUCCCUUAUGAACAUGGUUUGGGGCCAUUCGGUUUCAACAGACCUCAUCAACUGGAUCGGUCUUGAACCGGCAAUCAAACCAGAUAUCCCAAGUGACAUAUGCGGUUGUUGGACCGGCUCAGCCACAAUUCUAUUUGGUGUUCAACCGGUCAUCAUAUACACUGGUCUCAUCGACAGGAAGGCGAAUCAGGUCCAAAACAUUGCGCUUCCCAAAAACCGUUCUGAUCCAUACCUGAGGGAAUGGGCCAAAGUAGGCAGUAACCCAGUGAUCCAACAUGUCAUACCAGGCUUGAACUCGAGCCAUUUCAGGGAUCCGACAACCGGUUGGAUUGGACCGGAUGGACUAUGGAGAAUAGCAGUUGGUGCUGAGGUGAACGGCAUCGGUACUGCACUUCUGUACAAGAGUGAAGACUUUAUGAGUUGGACUAGAAUUGAACGCCCGCUGUAUUCAAACAAUGCCCUCAAUAUGUGGGAGUGCCUGGAUUUCUUCGCCGUAGUGCCGGGAAGUAACAAUGGACUGGACAUGUCUUCAGAAAUUCCAAGUGGCGCCAAGCAUGUCCUCAAAGUGAGCAUCAAUUCCUGUGACAUGUACAUAGUUGGGGUGUAUGAUCUCAAACGUGAUGAAUUUGUGCCAGACACCGUCCAAGAUGACAAUCGGCUGUGGACGAGGAUCGAUUAUGGUACUUUCUAUGCUUCAAAAUCGUUCUUUGACUCCAAACACGGCAGGAGAGUCAUAUGGGCUUGGAGUAACGAGACAGAUAGUUAUUCAGAUGAUAUAGCAAAAGGCUGGGCAGGAAUCCAUUCAAUCCCCAGGACAAUUUGGUUAGAUGGCGAUGGCAAGCAGUUGAUCCAAUGGCCAGUUGAAGAGAUUGAGUCCCUUCGAAUAAAUGAAAUCAACCAUCAAGGACUAGAGCUGAAAAAGGGAGAUCUAUUUGAGAUUAAGGGAAUCGACACUUUGCAGGCUGACGUUGAGAUAGAUUUUGAGCCGACGUCCAUCGAUGACGCCGAAACUUUUGAUCCUUCCUGGCUUUUUGACCCCCGAAAGCAGUGCCGGGAGGCGGAUGCAUCGGUUCAUGGUGGCAUAGGGCCAUUUGGACUUGUUAUUCUGGCCUCUGACAACAUGGAGGAGCACACUGCAGUGCAUUUCAGGGUUUACAAAUCAGAGCAAAAGUACAUUAUCCUCAUGUGCUCUGAUCUUAGAAGGUCUUCCCUGAGACCAGGACUGUACACACCAGCCUAUGGAGGCUUCUUUGAAUUUGACCUUGAAAAUGAAAAAAGGAUAUCCCUCAGGACUCUGAUUGAUCGGUCCGCCGUGGAGAGCUUCGGCAGCGGUGGCAGGAUCUGCAUCACGGCCAGAGUUUAUCCGGUGGCACUUGUCGACGACGACGGCGCCCACAUGUAUGCUUUCAACAAUGGAAGUACCACGGUGAGAGUGCCACAGCUAAGGGCAUGGAGCAUGAAGAGAGCACAGGUGAAUGUGAUGAAGGGUGGAAGUGUGAUCGAUGCUUAGCACAGAAGAGCAAUUCUAGUCAGACGUGUGAUUGAAAGACUGGCCACGCACUUGUUGAUUUCAAUAUUUACCACGUGUAUUUGAACUUUUGAAGUUGUGGCAAUUGGUAAGUAAGCGUAGUGCUUGUUGCCAACAACGAUUUAAAUUCACUGAGGUUUGGAAUAAACAAUAUGAUGAAUCAUUGUUGCA